This is a messenger RNA of Dothidotthia symphoricarpi CBS 119687, 3327 nucleotides long. RefSeq lists its product as uncharacterized. Lineage: Eukaryota; Fungi; Ascomycota; Dothideomycetes; Pleosporales; Dothidotthiaceae. The coding region runs from base 97 to 3327 and encodes 1076 amino acids. Gene Ontology annotation, cellular component: intracellular membrane-bounded organelle. Gene Ontology annotation, molecular function: phosphatidylinositol binding. The record is from RefSeq and is a predicted model, not a curated record. The transcript is spliced from 2 exons.
GCGUACCUUGCCACUAGUUGGUGCACCCUCCUCACGAUUUACCCGAACACUUACAGAACACGUAACCAGACAUAGCCGCUCCAUGUUAAAGCCACCAUGAGCGACCCUGUCCAUCCGCUCCACGAUCUACGCGACUCCACCGUGGAGAAACCCCACGAUGCGCCAGUUACCCCCGAGAACACAUCGUCUCUGGACCUGAAGGCACUCACCGACCGCGUGCUGACCUUCCUGGCUACGUCGACGAACGAGACACUUGCAGCCUGCCUUGCAGGGCUGGGCGCCUGCACAUAUUUGAUAUUAGGCCGGGUCGGGCUGGUGUUGAUGGGCAUAGUGGGCGGAGUUGUCUUGCAUGCAACCUGGGAAGGGAGCGCUCAGGGCGGCAAUGCUGGGGCAGAGGGAAAGGGCGCGGGGGCCCGGAGACACGAGCUGGGUGUCGACGUAGCGCACAGGGUGCUUGACUGGCGGGAUACACGGUCAGGAGGGAACGAGAAGCGCGAGCAUGACCAGUCUGAGCUGAGCAUGAAGCUGUAUUCGGGCAAGAACCUGGACUUCUCGGGCUUCCAGCCAGAGACGGCAGCAGCACUCACGGAGCUGACGGACGCCGUCAUCCGGGACUACGUCAAGUGGUGGUAUUCACCUGUCUUACCCACCGAAAAUGACUUCCCCAACUCGUGCCGUCAGACGUUCAUUGCUUUCAUCCUCGGUAUAUCUGCACAUCUCUCCCGCAAGCGACCAGCCGACAACCUUAUCGACUUUGUGACACGUUCGUCUUCGUUCGCCAUUAUCAUGUUGCAGGAGAUAGCCUCGGCGACAAGCGCAUCACCGGGCGACACGCCCUCUGAAGCAGUCGACCUGUACUUGAAGACGAAGCAAGACAGCGUAUUAGCCAACAUACUCGAUUCUGACUACCAGAUGAGGCAGUUCAGCAUAGCCGCCGAGGACAUACUGCAGAACUACCUGGAGCACAAGACCUACAACUGCGUGCCAGCACGAGUGUUCCUGCACCAGAUUCUUGCCAAAGUUAUACUGGAGAUGAUUGUCGUCAGCUGUUCGAAGCCAGAAUGGAUCAACGGCUGGAUUAUAUAUCUCCUGGAAGACGGCGAACCAGAGCUCAUGAAUGCCCUCGACGCAGGCGUGGAGGGCUCCUCUACACAGCUAUCGGCUAUCAAGAACAACGUGGAAAAGCAUGAGAAGGCCUCGAACCAGACAUCAUCACCCGAGAGCAGGGAGCACAAGCGAGUUGUUAGCCGGGCACAAGAUGCCAUGGAUGAGGCCAUGCAAGAAGCACAGCGCCUAAGUCAGAUGAUCGCUGAAGAGGACGUCAAGCGUCUGAGAGAGUUGCAUAAGCAAACCACCUCGAGUUCGACUGUUAACGACGAUCAGUCGGAGAGCACAACUCAGGGAAUGGUCACCCCGACGUCGUCGCAAAGCGGAAGCCAUGCUGAGAGCGAGAUGGCAGACCUUGGCAUCUCAGGUCUCUCAACCAGUGCGUCGUCGCGAGUCGCGCCUCCAUCUCCGCCACGAGCUUCUGAAGAGUCCAAGCGAGAAGCUAGGAAGACAUUCACAAGCUUCGACCAACUCGUUCCGAGUCAGCCCACUACAGCUUUGAUGGACAACCGACCUGCUAUUGAGAAGCCUGCUCCACUAACACUCCAUAAUAGCACCAUGUCCAUCUUUGACGAUAGCUUGCCGGGAGAGAAAGGUACAAUAAAGACCAAGCCCACCGCGGAGUAUCUGAUUCAGAUUGAGCCUAAGUCGCAUCACCACACUGGCUGGAUGACAGCUCGUAAAUAUGCCGAGUUCGAGACACUACACGAGGUGAUACGUCGCAUAGCCGCCAUCACAGGAACAGCCGGCUUUACUGAAACCCACUCUGACUUACCGACUUGGAAAGGUCAUACCAAAGCGUCUCUUCGAGGGGAACUGGAGCGCUAUCUCAACGAUGCUGUCAAGUUUCAGCCGUUAGCAGAGAGCGAAGGCAUGAAGCGCUUUCUCGAGAAAGAACUCGGCUCUGGCAAGACUCCAAGCGGCGGGUUUCCCGGGAUAGGUUGGGCGGGCCAGACCUUUGACAAUAUGGGCAAGGGAGUGCUUGACGUACUCACAAAAGCGCCGAAGGAGGUCGCGGGAGGCGGUAAGGCGUUUUUCGGCAAUGUUACUGGCGUUCUAGGGAGUGUUGCGGCGCCUCUUGGAGGGUCGAGAAAGCAACGCGACUCCAUCAUCGGUGCCAGCAGCAGUACCAACGAUCUCGCUUCUGUAUCUACCACUUCUACUGCACCGAUACAGACAAGACACAGCAGAGCGGAAUCCACAGUCUCCGAACUCCCCAAGCACAUCCGCUCAGAAAGUACACUGUCCUUGGCAGCAGCAAAACGCACAUCCGUCGACUCAGUCAGGAACUCUAACUCGCCCAUUGUCGACCAGCAACCCUCGCGCGAAGCACCCAUGGAGCGCCGCGCAUCUUCCCAAUUUGACGGCGAGAACCAUCCAUCCGGCUUGUCUUCACGAUAUGGAUCCAGGAGUAACAGCCGCGCCACUAGCGUACGGGAGAGCAUGGAGCAAGACCUCAGUCCUCUGAUGGGCGGCGAUCAAAUCUUAAACCUACCACCCAUACCAAGCGAGAUUCCCGACGACUACCGCACCAACUCCCCAGCACCCAACCAACACCACCGCAACACCUCACGUGCAUCCACAACACCCCUCGCUACAACCAACGAUGUGGCCCCGCCUCUCCCCCGCCGCCCAUCUACCACAUCCCUCUCAUCGCCAUCCAAGAAACCACUCCCCACAACCACACCAGCAUCGACAUCGACAUCAACAUCAACACCACACACGCCCCUCACCCAACCCGAAACAACCGUCCUAAUCGAGCUAAUCUUUGCGGUGAUAACCUCCCUCUACACCCUCUCCUCCGCCUGGACCCUCCGCCGCACCCUCCUCAACGCAGCGAAAACCUUCCUCCUCCGCCCCUCAAACCCACAACUCCUCUCCAUCCAAACCCUGCUGCAAACCACCGUCUUGGACAAUAACGCCAGCGACGCAGGCAUGGCACAUCAUCUGCGCCAGAUACGGCAGAACGCGCUGCCCACCACCGACGAGCUAACCGCGUGGCCUGAGGAGCUUGGGCACGAGGAGAAGGAGAGAUUGAGAGUGAAGGCGAGGAAGUUGCUGGUGGAGAGGGGCGUGCCGAUGGCGCUUAUGAGUGUUAUGGGGCAGGCGGCUAGUGGGGAGGCGUUGGGGAAGGUGUUUGAUGUGUUGCAGGAGGGGAGGGUGGCGAGGGGGUUUGUGUUUGGACUUGUUUUGCAGGGACUUAGGGGGGUUACGCAGUAG